CACAAUAUUGCCCUUGACCUGACAUAAAAACAAACGUGAGUCGGAUCUGGUGCUAUCACGUAUACGUCAGUUCAAUGGACACCGUACAGGCAUAGACUAAUCCUCGUGGUUUGGGAGGAAGUCCACAUUUUGCAGGGAAACGCGGAAACACAGUUGUGAAAAGGAAACACAGAGAUAUCCCCAGCGGAGGAGGGACACAUCUUCAAGUGUAGAACACUAGAAUGGCUGACACAAAGCAGAGGCUGGGGAGAUGGUAUUUUGGGGGGUUUGCCAGUGCAGGUGCAGCCUGUUGCACCCACCCGCUAGAUUUAUUGAAGGUUCACCGUCAGACACAACAGAAGGAGCGGAUUGGUCUGGUAAAGAUGGCUGUGAGGGUGGUCAAGUCUGAUGGGGUGUUUGGACUUUACAAUGGACUCUCUGCCUCCGUGCUCAGACAGUUGACCUAUUCCAUGACAAGGUUUGCCUUGUACGAAACAGUGAAGAAGAGGCUGGCAGCGGACGGCAAGACAAUGCCGUUUUAUCAGAAAAUCCUAGUAGCAUCAGUUUCCGGAGCAACAGGGGGGUUUGUGGGGACACCGGCAGAUAUGGUCAAUGUCAGAAUGCAGAAUGACAUCAAACUGCCCCCUGAACAAAGGAGAAACUACAAGCAUGCCAUAGAUGGACUGUAUCGUGUGUUUCGACAUGAGGGUGUUUUGAAACUGUUUUCAGGGGCAUCCAUGGCCAGUUCCAGGGCCAUCUUUGUUACUGUCGGGCAGCUGGCCUGCUACGAUCAGAUUAAAGGGAUACUGUUGAACACUUCAGUGUUUGAAGACAACCUCAUCUUACAUUUCACAUGUAGUGUUAUGGCAGGUACUAUAGCAACGUUUUUGACUCAGCCUCUCGAUGUGAUGAAGACGAGGAUGAUGAAUGCUAAACCGGGCCAGUAUAAAAAUUUGUUAGCCUGUUUCCUUGAUAUAGGAAAGGUUGGACCUUUAGGAUUUUUUAAGGGCUUCAUCCCAGCGUUUGUAAGACUGGGACCCCAUACUGUACUCACCUUCAUCUUCUUUGAGCAGCUGAGGCAGAACUUUGGAGAAAUAAAGGCGUGAUCUCAUUUUGCUGGAGCAGGUGCUUGUCAAGAGAAUGAAAUCUCAGGGUCACCUCCACAGUUGUAAUUAGGUUGCCUUGUUUUACAAGUUUUAAACAAUGUAGAUAUGUGAAGGCCAGACCAGUGUUUUUUCGUGAUUUGGGGAAUUUAGAGGAGAAAAUGCCAGUGCCUUUUGUUUGAAAAAAAGAACAAUAGGGUCAGGGUAGACCAGAGAUUAUUUGCAAAGGCAAUAGUAUAGAAGCUUCAAAAUAAAUAUCACAAUGUUUGGGAGGAUAUUUUUAGAAUGUCUGUCGAUGAGAAGUAAACUUGUUCCAUCAUCAUGGAAAAAUGUGUUUGGGUUAAGUUUGUUUUGGUUUUAAAGCAAGCAGGUGGUUCUAUUUUAACAAAUUCGAUGGUAACUCCUCACUGUCACAAGAAACAGGAGCUGGUCUGGCUGAAAUGCCUUUUGUAAUUACGCAGCAAUACAUCAGUUCUAAUCACAUGUCCAUAGAAGACUAUUGUCAUCACCAUAAUUACCAGCCUAAUCGGAUUGCUGUAAGGUUUUACUUUGAUUGCUGUAAGGUUUUACUUUGAUUAGACUGCCAACACUGCCUUCAAUGAUUUUUCAAACUGUUUCUCAUUAGAAAUUAUUGUUCCAUGUUCUUCAAAAGUGCCCUGGAGAGAUUUGCUAGCAUUUGUUUACGACUCUUAGUAAGAUCAAGGAUUUAACAGAAA
Molecule: messenger RNA, 1798 nt
Organism: Haliotis rubra (blacklip abalone)
Lineage: Eukaryota; Metazoa; Mollusca; Gastropoda; Lepetellida; Haliotidae
Product: mitochondrial dicarboxylate carrier-like
Biological process (GO): phosphate ion transmembrane transport; thiosulfate transport; malate transmembrane transport
Molecular function (GO): oxaloacetate transmembrane transporter activity; antiporter activity; succinate transmembrane transporter activity
Source: RefSeq, a predicted model, not a curated record